This is a messenger RNA of Durusdinium trenchii, 885 nucleotides long. Lineage: Eukaryota; Dinophyceae; Suessiales; Symbiodiniaceae. The record is from the annotation of a GenBank genome assembly.
AUGAGUUGGAACGUCCUUCGCAGCUCAAGGUCUGCGGGGAAGAGCAUGGAUGGCGGCUUGCUCCCUUUCUCCGACUUCUGCUCCUACGUGCGCCAGCGCGUGCAGCCGAAGCACAAUGCCAACUUCGACAAGAAGCCGGUAGCGAAGGAUGCGCAGCUGGAUACCUUGCGGAAGUCGCACGGAGAGCAGGCCACUCACGGGGAAAUGAUGAUCAAGAAAACCAUGGCGGAUUUUGACAAGUUGGAGAAGGAGAUCAAGGGCAUGAUCAAGGACAACGACCAGGUGAAGUUGAAGAAGAUGUGGAGGAAGUUGGAGCCCAGGAGCUUCAUUGAAGGUUUCCUCGAAGGGUUUCCUUGCGACGUGGCGCGCGACCCCACAGAGGUGACUGAUCGGCGGAGGAACAACGCGAGCGGAUACAUCGCGCGAGCGAUCGCGGCUGAGGAUUUCAAUGGCAACAACGUGGUCUCGUUGGCUGAGAUUGACAAAAUGGCAGUGGAACAGUUCCCCUUGCUGAACCACAAGCCUGCGCUCAUGAGGGCCUACAAAGCUUCCUUCGGUGAUGAGGGAGACGAGUUUAUUCAUAAGCGUGAGUUCAAGAUUCUUCUGGCCAACCUGUUCUACUUCAACAAGCUCUUCUGGCUCUUUGACCAGGUGGACCAAGACCACGAUCGGCGGAUGGAUAUCAAAGAGUUUACGUGGUGCAUGUCCAUGUGUGGCCUCAAGCUUUCCCAGCCGAAACUGGAGGCAGAGUUCAAGAAGAUCGACCAGAACGGUGGAGGCAUCAUCCUCUUCGACGAGUUCUGCCGACACCUGGACCAAGCAGUGCGAUUGGGGCGACUGGGGCGACGUUCGUACCCUGGGGCGACUGGGGUCGGUUUGGGCUGA